AUGUCAUUGGUAACGACCGCAUGUAUCCUUUAUAACUACAUCCUCCUUGCCUACACCCUGGUUCACACUCGAUCAGAUGUUGUGCCUGCCGACUUCCGAGCCGCUGCAAGGCAGCAAAUAUCCUUUUACAACGUGACAACCUUUGUUGAUCAGAAGGUUACUUCUAUUCAGCCUCUCAACAACAGCUUCAGUGCUACAGUAGCCAAUGGCACAACGUUUACAGCGCGCAAGGUUAUCUUGGGUAGCGGGCUGAAAGAUGACCUUCCCGAUGUCCCCGGGCUCCGUGACGCCUUUGGCAAGGGUAUUUUCUGGUGCCCGUGGUGUGAUGGCUUCGAGCACCGUGACCAGCCAAUAGGCGUCCUCGGAAACCUAUCAGAUGCCUAUGAUAGCGUCAGGGAACUGCAUCCAACGCUCAACAAGGACAUACGAGUCUAUUCUAACGGUACCAACAACACAGACCAACUCACGCGCAUUGCCAGCAAGGAUCCGAACUGGGAAGCAGUAUUCAAGGCAUACAAUGUCACAACUAUGGACAAGCCGAUCCAGAACAUCACACGCGUCCAGAACGGGAGUGUCACCCAGGAUCAGGCUAGUCGUAAAGAGUUCGACAAGUUCCGAGUCUACUUCACGGAUGAAACCUUCGAGGAGCGGGGUGCUUUCAUUACAAACUACGCAACCUCACAGGCUUCCGAGCUGCCGAGCCAGUUGGGUGUAGGGCUUUUGGGAAGCAAAAUCAACACAACGGCUCGGGGUCUGCGAACAACUGUUAAAGGAGUGUGGGGCAUCGGCGAUGCCAACAGUGACAACAGCACCAAUGUUCCCCACGCGAUGUCCAGCGGAAAGACAGCGGCUGUGUAUUGUCAUGUUGAACUAGCUACCGAAGAGUUGGCGCGGACUAGCGGGAACUCAGCAAAAAGAGACCUGAUCAAGGACGGACUUGCACAUGAGCGUGUGGAACAACAGAUGGGCAAUGAGAUUGAAGACAUCUAUAACAGAUUGAGACGGCGUUAA
Molecule: messenger RNA, 1011 nt
Organism: Aspergillus viridinutans
Lineage: Eukaryota; Fungi; Ascomycota; Eurotiomycetes; Eurotiales; Aspergillaceae
Exons: 2
Coding region: 1-1011 (336 amino acids)
Source: RefSeq, a predicted model, not a curated record